AAGGUGUCAUAGCUGCGCCCGCUCUCCCUCUCUCUCACUCACUCACCGCCUUUCAGAUCUUUAAAAGCCGGCACCGUGCCGCGUCUCUCUCGAGCUCUGUUCGUCUCCUCUGGCACCGCAGGGGACUCGGCACCGAGGAUAGCUGCUGUCCUAGAAGCAGGAGGGCGAGUGGAAAAAAAAAAAAGAAAGAAAAGGGGAGAGAGAACAGAGGGGAGCUCUAGCUUCAGCCACAUUUACCUGUCAGUGUGGAGAAUCUGAGAAAUGCCUUUGCUUUGUAACUUCACUGGCGUUGUCUUAUUGCUGAUUGUUCACUGGGGAUCAUGGACGGGAGCGAACCGUUUGGGCCCCUUCAAGGUCUGCCCUAGCUGCAGGGAUCCACUGGGGGCGGGUAGGCCCCCCAGGGAGCACAACGUUGCCGGCAGCACGUCGCUGUUGGCCCAGGGGGAGCCCUGUGGUGUGUACACCCUCAGCUGUGCCAAGGGGCUCCGCUGCGUCCCCCCACCCAGGGAGCACAGCCCCCUGCAGGCUCUCUUGCAGGGCAGGGGCAUUUGUGUCAAGCACAGCAGGACCAGUCCCACCGAGCGGCCCCACCCCACAGGUCCUCAUCCUUCACACAGCGAUGACAUUGAAAAAGCGCCGUGUCGCAAACUGCUCAACAACGUCCUGAGAGGCUUGCAGCUGACCGUCAUCCAGUCGGACCGCGACAUCUACAUACCCAACUGUGACACGCGAGGCUUCUACAGAAAAAAGCAGUGUCGCUCUUCCAAAGGCAUGCACCGCGGCCACUGCUGGUGCGUGGACGAGCUGGGCACUCUGGUGCCCUCCCGAGCCAGCGAGGACGGUGUUCUACCGUGCGACGGGGAGUGAGUGUUGAGCCUGUGCUAUCGUUCUGCGCCUGGAGGAAGACGAGGAGGAGAGGUGCUCAGGGAGACGGGGGCUUUAGCGUGGGCUAGACUAGACCAACACUGCCCGGACAGGAGGUAGCAGGGAAAAUAAAAACACUCCCAAAGGAAAAUACACAUCAAUCGUGAGGGAAACGAUAUGGGUAGACUCGCAGCUCGGGCCUGAACUGCGUCGUCUGUAGACAACACUGCAUGCUCACGUUCGCGGCGAUUUGAGCUCUCUUUCCUGCCUCUUGUCCCGGCUUUCGGGUUAGAUUUCUCUUUUGCUUUCUUUUAGGGAUGCACCGUAAUGAAACUUUUCCUCCGUAAGCACAACUGAACAUGAGGAACCCAAGGCCAAAAUAAAGACCAAAACAUAGAAAGACAUUGCAAUAUCUUAAAAAAAAAAAAGACAUUUUCAUGGCUGGACCAAUAUCAAUACUUUGCCAAAUUUGUGCGAGCUGUCAGGUUCUUUCCGAGUAAUGCGCCCGCUUUGAUGGCUCCCGGAGAGGCAGUCCUCCCCGGCCAGGCGGCCAUCUUGCCCUGGGCCAAUGGCCGGCUGUCACUGCAGAAGAAUUUAAGGCUCAGUUCCCCACCUCCCGCUCAGUUGAUGCGUGGGCGACCACUCAGUUGUGACCUGUCACCGCUACUCCCUACCCGAUUGCCCCCAUCCCCUUUUCUCUUCUAAGUCUAAUGUUAACCUAAGCUCCAAGUCAGUGCCCAAGACCCUGCCUGUCAUCGUGGCCAGCCAACUCGCUUUCUUAGCGGCUUAAACAGUGUGAAACUCCAGCCUCCUUGGAUGGACCCCCCCCCAAAAAAAUGUUACCUACAAACUUCAAGUCAGUACCACGUUGGCCAGAAACCAUUCUCGUCAGAGAUUGGGCUUGCUUAAAAGGUUUUUGCUUGCGUCACCGCAACUGUUUCGGACACCAAGUCUUUCGGCUGAAAAAACGAAAACGCAGUUUUAAGCCGUUUUAAAUGUUCAACGACUGAAUUUUCGGUGCAUCCCUACUUUCUUCUUUAGGAUAGCUGACACUGCCUGUGCAUGUUCUGAUCUCAGCGGGCUUAAAUACUGUUACACAGGUGAAGUGACACAAACGUUUGAAAAAUGUGUCUCCCUCACCAUCCUCUCUCCCUCUCUCCAAAGAUACACUGAUAUCAACGAUUCCAUUCUCUUAAGAGGAAUUUAUUUUUGGGUCUGUUCAUUGUAUACUGCUUUAAGCUUACAACCUUCCUUACCUUCUAUAUUUGUGUAUGUUUUGUCUGGAAAAAAAAAAUAGUCACAUGAAAAUGAUCCAGGAUGCUUUAUUUGUCAAGUGAGUGUGGUGAAUGCUUGUCGGUUGAUUGUACAAUAUGUUGGACUCUUGUGCUUGACUGUGUGAUGUUCCGAAGCUGCAGACAAAAAGCGUACGGCUGUUGUCCUUUUCAAAAAGUUGUAAGGCAUAUUUUUAUACACCUCAAUAUAUUUUAUAUAUGAAUUAUUGCUUUUAUUUAACAAACUACAGUAUACUGCCAUGUAUUUUUAUAUUGUCAGCUAUUUCUUAUUUAAAGACUGAGAUUAUUUUUGUUUCACGUUGGUGGAAGUCUAGUGCUUUAAGGGCACCUAACUUUAUGGAAAAAAAAUAUCCAUCAUCGGAGCUCACUUCAACUACUGUACGUGUUUUUAUUUUCUCUUUUAAUUUAUGUCUUGUUGAUUUAAACCCGAGAAUGUCCAUGAAAGCAUUAUGUUUUCCUCUUACUCAUACUUUACUGAACAGAAAGAAAAAAAAAAGAAAAAUGUCUUGCCAAAGUUAUAAAAAUGGGUGUGUUAAGUGUGAGUAGAAUUUAUCCAUUACUGACCAAUCUUGUUGUGCCGAUGUGUUACCGUGAUGGUUGGAUGUCUGCACACAAAGGACAUUACACCUAAUGAUAAUAAAUAUGGAAACAAAUAAAACUUAUCUUAAUACAA
Messenger RNA from Syngnathus acus (greater pipefish), 2829 nucleotides. RefSeq names its product insulin-like growth factor binding protein 6b (gene igfbp6b). The record is from RefSeq and is a predicted model, not a curated record. Lineage: Eukaryota; Metazoa; Chordata; Actinopteri; Syngnathiformes; Syngnathidae. Gene Ontology annotation, cellular component: extracellular region. Bases 262 to 867 code for a protein of 201 amino acids. Gene Ontology annotation, biological process: regulation of insulin-like growth factor receptor signaling pathway. The transcript has 4 exons. Gene Ontology annotation, molecular function: insulin-like growth factor I binding; insulin-like growth factor II binding; fibronectin binding.